AUGACGUCAAUUUACUUAAACUCAUCUCUGAACCCCUUUCUUUACUGCUGGAAAAUCGGGGAGGCGAAACAAGCUGUAAAGGACACAAUUAGACAGUUAAACUGCCGUUGUGAGCCAAAGUAAACCCAGGUGUUGUACAAAACAAUGCAAAACUCUGUGGGAUGGACAGCUGGACUCAUGACUUUUUAGUCUACAAGUUUUAUAUUCAGGCCAUUGAAACGCCACGAGAAAGAAUCUCUCUAUCAAGGUGGCGGUUGUUAUUCCACUAGUCUACAAAGAGUGGCUUACAGUUGGGCGACAACAUCCUCCCAAUUAAUCAUUUUGAUGUUAAAGGAAUAUUUUCCGUCACUGCAGAGUGGCAGUAAACCACAGCCUCAAACUUUAAUUCAACCAUUUCUUGCUGAAGCAUUAAUAACUUGCCUUGAUCAUUUCAAGAUGUUACUAGGAUUGUAGGAGAGAAUUUGAGAGAUUCUGAAGAAAAUUAGAAUAGGAACAAUUUUACAAAACUGAUAAAUAUAAAGGGUGUUUUUACUGUAUUUGAUAGUCAAAUUGCAAAAUAUUUACCCACGACAUAUUUACACAACAAAGGAACCAAUUAAAUUGCAAAAUACUUCAUUCCUCAGCUGGUAGAAACAGGAUCUUUUAAAAUGAAUGCUCUAUGGCCAUUUAUUUUGGACAUAAGAAAUAUGACUGCCCAUAUCACAAAGUGAAAGAGAAUUUUCAUCAUCAUCAGAGCAGGCCGAAACCAAACUAUUCAAGGCUUUAGGGGAAUUCAAGAUAAUUUGUAUGGUCGUAAGUAAUUGUGCUUAGCCCAUAACGUCACCCACCUGCGCCUUACAAAUCGACCUACUCACGACAUAUUUACACAACAAAGGAAUCGGUCAACACGAUUAAACAUUUUGAAGUCUCACAGCUAAUAACACCAAAGCAAAACUGACCAAUCAGUUUACACAAAACUAGUUUUGUAGACAUCGACUGACGAAAACUCUUCACUUUCCGUUACGUGUAGUUCUCGAAACAUCACUGAGCCACUAUCACCAACAACAGUUCUUCUCAGAACUACUCUCACCCGAACUAUCACAGUACACCAUCAAAAUCAGUCAAACAGGAACAGUUUACAGUAGCCAACAUUUGCCUUUCUGAGAACAAACUCUCUGUUGCCGAGUUUGAGAAAAAUGCUGAACACCACUGAUGAACAUACAAACUCCUCAUUUGAAGUCAGGUAUCCGGCGUCACUUGUGGGGAUGUCUGCAGCAUUUGCAGCCUUGAACACUUUAUUCUCCAUCACCGCAAUACUGGGCAAUAUUCUCAUCCUAAUUGCUCUUAACAAAGUGACUUCGAUUUGUCCUCCAACGAAACUUUUGUUUCGAUGUCUGGCGGUCACCGAUCUUUGUGUUGGACUAGUAACACAACCGCUGUUUACAGUGAAGCUUCUUGCCAGCUUAAACGAUGAUGAAUAUUCUUAUGUUGCUUCAAUAGAGGUGAUCUCAUCUCAAGUUCUUUGUGGUGUCUCCCUCUUGACCUCAACUGCAAUAAGUGUGGACAGACUUCUUGCGUUGUCGUUGGGUCUGAGGUAUAGAUACCUUGUUACAUUAAGGCGGGUGCGAGCGCUUAUUAUCUCCUUUUGGUUCCUAAUUAGUGCUUCGGUUGGGUGUGUCUUCAUUUCAGGAAUGAACCUUUUUGUAAAUGCUGUUGUGAUGCUUAUUUUUCUUCUUAUCUCGGCCAUCUCUUACGCUAAUGUCCAUUUCCGUCUCCGUCACCAACUGCUUCAUGUACAAGGCCACGUUCACCAACGACAACAUCUUCCUCCCAAUGGCGUUGUACCGUCUGCAUUGAAUGUAGCGCGAUACAAGAAAACGGUUUCCUUCAUAGCAUGGGUACAGCUUGGAUUAUUUGCUUGCUACUCUCCUCUUUGUAUUACUAUAGUUUCAUCCCAUUUUGUAGAGUUUUCAGGCGAUAAUAUAAUUGACUUUUUCGUUUGUUUACUAUUCUUAAACUCAUCUCUAAACCCUAUUCUUUACUGCUGGAAAAUCAGGGAGGUGAAACAGGCAGUAAAGGACAUAAUUAGACAGUUAAACUGUUGCUGUGAGCUAAAUUGAACCUUUGUGUAGUAAAAAACAAUAUAAAACUCUGUGGAAAGAAAAAAACGGCUGGACCUAAAUACAAGUUUUAUUCUGACUACGGAAUUGCCACGUGAUCAAGAGAGGAUCUCUGUAUCAAGGUGACAGUUGUUAUUCCCCUGGUCUACAAAGAGUGGCUCUAUACGUUGGGUGACAACAUCCUCCUAAACGAUCAUUUUGAUGUUGUGUGAAGGAAUAUUUGCUGCCACCAUAGGGUGCGACUGAGCCACAGGCUCUCCUACAAUCGGCGGGACCAAAACAGCUAAAACGGAACCUACACCAACCUGUUUUCUAGUUCAAACAGGUAUAAAGAUACUGAACACCGCUGAACUCUUUUGUUCACCGGCUACUAAACAAAGCUGCAAAGCCAACGAGUUUGGGAAAGGAGAACCAGUUGUGGUCUACGACAUGACACUCUAAUCAUAUUUCGUCUUUCCUCUCAGAACAAUUGAAAACUCACCUACAUCCAACUGGAAACGUCUUAGAGUACAUUGAUACCAGGCAGUUCAAACCUUAUUCACAUAUAAAUAUAGCUCGAUAGCGCUGAAGCAAUUUGGCAGUGAAGGAAGAACAUUCCAUGACCUAUAAAUUAUGUAUACAAAAAAAGCCUACGUGCACUCCCUCGGACCCUUUUAAAUGGAAAGUAAAUGAAAAUUAGGCUGUUUAUUAUAGAUAUUUUUGUUUGACAUGUCUCUUUUUUUCUCUUUCGCUUGUGACGAUCUGGAGGAUUUCUUCCGUUUGACAAAAAUAUUCAAACUUGAAGCAUGUGACAUAAAAAUAAUGUUUAGCGAACGUUUAUGUAAACUCAAUAAAAGAAUAAAUUUAACAAAUAAUGACACUUCAUCAGCGAUUUUUUCCGUUUUUCUUUGCUGAAACUUUCCUAACUUCCCUUCUUCAUCGUAAGAUGUUUCUAGGAGAAAAAGAAACGGCGAUCCAUUAUUGAUGCCCAUUAAAUUCACCACCGAUCUGUUCGUCUCAUCAAUUAGAAGCUGCACGCAGCUUGAACAAGAAAUGAUUGACACAUGUCUAGGCAAAUCGAGCUUGUAUCACAUGAUAACAUCUCUCAUAAAGAAAAAGCCAUGCUGAAAGUUUCAAAUUAAUGGCCUAAAAGAGAAAAAGUUCUUUGUUCGCGUUUUGUCCUUUCUUGAUCGUAAAUGCAUGUAUUUACUUUACGGUCAAUACACUGAAAUACCUUUACGUCAGGGUAACCUUUAGAUAUAGAGAAUUAGAGAUGGAAUAAAUUUAACAAAAACUGAUACUGAGAUGUGGCCGAUGUUUUCACCAGAUUUGAAUGUCAAAUUGCAAAAUGAUCCAUCCCUCAGCUGGUAGAAACAGGAUCCUUUACAAUAAAUGCACUUUUCAUUUAUUGCGGUCAUAAGAAAUAUAACUGCCAUAUAACUUAAAAGAAUAAUUGCAUCCUCAUCUAAUAAGGCUAACACCAAACUACUCAACAGAAUUCUAGAACUAACUUAAGUGUUUACAAAAAAUUAAAAGUCAAAUUGCAUGAACAUAAUCUGUUGAUCUCUUCUGUCACUAAUUGCGGCCUGUUUCACAAACCCUCCACCAUUGUAAGGCGGUGUUUACCUGGAAACGGUUCUCUGUCAUAGGUGUUUGCCUGCGCUACAUUCUUUAAUGUUUCUUGUAUUUAUACUAAUUUUGAUGGACGGGCUGCCGACUUCGCUCAGUGUUGUUUUUAAGAUAUUUGUCCAUUUAGACUACCAUUUGGUGCACUGAACGAUAUUGACGGAUGACAUAGCUUUAUAAAAGGGCGCGCUCUGAUUGGUUAAUACACUUCAUCGAUUUGCCUGUGGGCUGCACGCUGACGUCAGUUUGUUUUCCUUUUUUUCCACACGAAACGAAAGAUGUUGAAAGUCUCAAUGUUAUAAAAGAAACGGUAAGCGUGCAGCGUGCAACUAUGGUCAUGAUUCAUAUUAACAAGGAGCUGUACACGUCACUAGGAGGCUCCAUGGGGAUUUUUUGACCGCGCGAGAUCCGGGUACAAACAUAGUAGUCAACAUGCAAACAUGGUGGCUCGAUACGAUACCACGAUUGUUAUCUGGAAAGGUGUAUUAAAAACAAUAUAAUACAAUAAAGUCUUUAUGCGAUGGAAUCUAGGGUUUCCAACAAAAGCACCCGUAAUAUUGUUAGGCCUUCUCAACUGAAAAGAGAUCAAUGGAAAGGAAAGAUUGCCAGAGGGCGACAGACUCAAAAGUCUACGCAUGCUCAGAUACUGAUCUUAGCGAAGUUCUAUACCACUACGUACUACUUUGGACAAAGAAAACAGGGAUCUUUGGAAUAAGAUUUAUCAAGUUUCUUUGGGUGGAAUUUCCUAACAUUUGCUGGACUGUUAAACAUAUUUGUGGCCUUCCUAGUGCCUGUUGAUAAGAAAAAUCAUAAGACCAAAUUUGAGAUAGAGAAAGAAAACACAAAAUUGCAAAUAGGGAGGAAACUACUUUUGUGAUCUCUAUUUCUCUAUUUUCUACGGAUUUAGAUGAUCAGCAGGACAAUCCUUACAAAACUGUGACAAUUUUAAGAGAUCUCACCAAAGCAAAUCGAAGAAAAUCAAAGGCAAAGCCAAAUUAUAGCUGGCGAGCGCCUCCCUUCGUGGAGCCUUAGCUUAAAAACGAAAAUCAUUUUGAUAAUAUUUACUCCAGUAAACGAUAGUCCGAACCUGACUCAUUGCCUUCUGAUGGCUUUUAGUGACCUUGAAAAGCGAAAACAUAAAAGUUUUCUAGAAAAACAUAACGCUGGCGCGCGCGCCAACAUUGAGUGAAAACCCUAUAAAGCCUUCUUAAACUUCCUUGAAGAAGUGUUGCUCUGAAAGUGUGUAAGAAGAUCGUUAAAGUUUUUUUUCGCCAUUUUCGAUAUAAAUUUUUUUUAUAAAUAAUUGCUUGCACUGAUAAGCACUGCUUGUAAUAAACACAUUAAUUUGAAUUUAAAAGAAAUAAAACGAAGCCGGCGUCAGUUUUAUUUUCCAAAUGUUCACUGGGUGGAGAAGUUUCAUCAAUUGAACUUACUAAUGGGGUCGCAUUACUCGCCAAAAAAAAAUUGUUUGUUAUUUUAAAAAUAAACUCAGCAACCAUUAAUAAUUUAGACUAAUAGCAGAUGUUUUGUAGAGCUAUUUGCAAUUACGCUCAGCCCAUAAGAGCACCCACAGGCGCCAUACAAAUUGACUCAUUUACGACAUUUGCACAACAAAGAAUCCGAUCAACACGACCAAACUUUACCGAUGGAUUACAGCUAACCAAUCACUAAACACUUACGCUACUUGAGUUUUAGCUUCUUCUCGUGAUGGUUUAAAGAUACUUGUCCAUUUGGUCUAACAUUUAACGCGCUGAAUGAUAUCGAAUUUCAAUAUAGCCUUUACUAAGUAAAUUGACGGGAAGGGAAGGGAAUGAGGUAGUAUGCGUGUAUUGUGGCUUUCUAAGUCAUGGCUUGCAUUGUUAAUAAGAAGCUGUUACAUCGAAGCCUAAGGGCGUUAUAGAUGUAGACUUGUAAACGCUGUUUCAAAUAAGGCUUCUAUGAAAAAAAAAUGGAAUGUCUAAGUGAAAGUGUUAAAAGAAUGAUAAAUAGCGUUUUUUUCCAUUUUCUUUGUAAAAUUGCUUUUGAAUAACUGCUUUUACUUAAUUUAUUAGCACUGCUUAUCAAGAAAAAGUAAUUUCUAUUGACUACAGAAAUAAAACGAAGCGUGUGUCAGUUUUAUUUUCGAAAGGUUCGCCGGGUGCGGAAGUUUCAUCAAUUGUCUCAACUCAUAGAGUCGCUUUGCUUAAAAAAAAAUCAAUCAAUUUUUUUACUUCGAUAACAUACUCAAGUAACCAUUCAUUCCAAAUUUCAAUUACUCGAGCAAACUGACCAUAAUGUGAAUGUGCAGCAGAUAACUUGUAUGAUCGUUUGUUAUUGUGCUUCGUUCAAAAGGUCACCUACCGGCGCCAUAUAGAUCGGAUUAUUUACAACAUUUACGCUAAAAAAAACGGACCCAUUAACGCGACCAAACAUUAUCGACGGAUCUAUACCAAGCAAUCACGACUGACCUACGCCAGUAACAGCCGAUAACAUCAGCUGGACUUUUAAAACAAGUUAUCUCCGGACUACUGAAUCGCCACAAGAGGUGGUAGUUGUCAUUUAUCAAAGAAUUGGUCUGUGCUUAGCAUGGUGCAUUCGAAGAACUACUGUUACUUGAUAAACACUGCUUAUCAAGAAAAAGUAAUUGGAAUUGACAAGAAGUAAAAUGAAGCGUGCGUCAAUUUUAUUUUCUAAAUGUUUACCAUCAGUUUGAGAUGUUUCAUCAGUUAAAACGACUGAGGGAGUCGCUAUACUUCGAAAAAUUAAUUAAUUAAUCUCAAUGAUAAGUUCACCGACCAUCAGAAGUCAGGAUGAGGUGCAAAUCAAAACCAAUCGCAAUUUAUUUUACCUUUGCUCUGAUUGGCCGUUGUUGUGACACUUAGUAAAUCCUUUAACUCUCAAGAUCUGAUUGUUAAUUCUCUCCUUUAGCUGUUACACGUCUCCUUGUGAAUCAGUUGUGAGAAUUUGUAGUAGAUCAAGAUAACAACUUCUACCUGAUAAGUUGGAGUUUUCUCAAUGCCUGUUUGCAGGAUAUUGCAUGAAUACUAUGGGGAGAAGUUACAUGUCAAUCACUUCUGGGAGUGAAAGGGUUAAAAAAAAAGUUGUAAAGCGCUCACUUGGCUUUCGCUUAUCAAAUGUGGACCGUGUGUCAAGGGAUUCAUUGAACGUGUUGGAUGUAAAGUGUGGCCUCGCUCCCUCAGGGAGAUCGGUAAACUCGAUCAGACGCAGAUUGUUUUCUACAGACAUAACGAGAAAAAAAAACAGUCAAAUGAUCAAACAAUUUUGUCGUACAUAAUAAAUAAAAAGCUAAUUACCUAAUCGCAGAAGAAAGCGAAGAGGAAACGAUUGGGAUCGAGGGCAUAACGUGGAAGGAAGUGCAUUCCUGUUAGUGGUGAUUGGAUCACGUGGCCACUAACAACACCUGAGCAGAUUAAAAAUAUAUAGUUAAUUAUCUCCUAACAUGACAUUUAAGAUCAUAACUCAGAAUUUUAUUUCUGCGGAAUUUCGUUGAAACGAAGCACGUUUAGUCGGAAUUCCACCUUGUGCCAGCAUAUAUUGGGAAAUAUCCCUCGUCCAACUUGGUGUUUAUUAGGUGAGAGCUAAGGGACCGGCAAAAAGGUACUAUGGAAAUAAUUUGAUGGCAGCUUACAGAUCUCGUAUAAAAUUUUCAAGGUAGACAAUUUGGGUGAUCAGUGUAUCACAUAAAAAGGACUUUGGCAUAAAGCAGCUUUGGACCGAUGCGUGAUAUUUUACUAUACACAUUGCGCUCCGAUGUAACGCUCAUUGGAUGAGUCGAUUUACGGAAUAAGUAAUUUUCAAUAAAGAAGAGUGUUCUAUAUAUGUUCCAGGUAUUCACCAAUUGGUGUUUGCAGUUUGAUUGCCGCACGAGUGGCAAGAAUGGUGACAUCUUGGGAUCAAUGCAGAAAAUUGGCAUGUUUAUUGUCACAGACACUAUUGGCUCAUUUAUCCACACCUUGGUUUUUCUAUCGAUCCUUUACUUCGCUUUUACGAGGAAGAAUCCAUAUGCCUUUUAAAGGCCUGAGAGACACACUAAUGACAGCACUUAGUAUUGCUUUCAGGUAAAUGUUAAGCAACCAGAGAUAAGGAUAAUAUGGGAGCUGGUACGUUUAGAGUAAGAGGAACUGAUCUCCCUGUCAUCGACGAAGGUAUACCUUAAUUGCUUGAAUACAAGGCGCCCUUUGGAGAAAAAAAAUAAUGGUUCUUCAUUUCAAUGAUAAAAUUCUCCGGUAAAAUGAGACACUUCUGCAGGUCUGGGUAAACAAUACUUGGACAGACACAUACCGUGAUCUUAAUUUAUGCGAGGGAUAGGACCCUGAGAAACAGGAGCUGAGGUGUGUCAAUCUUUCAUGCAAAAUUCCUUAUUUAACUGGGAAAGAUGGUCCUGAAGUUGACGGCUGCAGUAUAAGGUAUUGCAGUGGAGGGUAUUGCAGUACAGGAUAUCGCAAUGAAAGGUACUGAAGUGGGGUUUUUUGCGGUGUUGGUAAAAUUUUCCCGUGGAAAUUUCCAUACUUACAUCUUACUCAUGUCAGGUUGUUCGAUUCUUAACGUACAUCAAUUUUAAUAAAUUUAAUUUAAUUUUCAUAAAUGAUGUAAGGAUUAAAGUUGUUCAGAAAAAUUAUAUCAGGGAAAUCAGUCGAUAUUACGAGGGGCUAACGCUCGAAACGUCAGCUUUGAAACUCUUUAAGGUGACCAAUUUACGUCUCAGUUGAUAAUACUAACUUACUUUGUUAGUCUCUACCGACGCAGCACCACCGUUUCUUUAGAAACUUACUCCCUUUAUUCAGAAAAAUCCUAGUUCGUAGAAAUGAGGUGAAUAAUUGAUAUCUGAAAGACGGUUACGGUGAGACCUAAAACGGAAGAAAAGCCUUCUUUUUAGUUCUCUUGUAGAUGGUGAUAAGCCCAAAAUCGAUGAAGGACAGAAGAAAAGUAGGUUUCCAGGUUAAACCAAUUGAUCUGUCACGGCGACAAUGUCCCCGUCAAAACUUGAGGUGUCCUCGGUUUAUAAUAUCAGGUUGCCUGAAUAAGACAGAACAGCUGAUUGUGUUGGUAAAAAUAAAAUUUAAAAAAAUUGGAAGAUGAAAAAUGAUGAAACAAUGACUAUCCGACCUUCCUUCUCCAUUUAGAAAUUGUUUUAUCUGCAAUACUUAGCAGCUUAUCCCAGCUUUUACUGUAAAUUUUCCUAACUCACUGUUUUAACUCGCUGUUACUUUCAUGCACGGAUUCACCCAAAGGUAAGCUCUUUGAACCUUCUUUUUUUGAAAAUUUUUGCUGUUAUUUUAAUCAAUAGUUCACACUAAUAUUCUUUUUAUACUGAUCUGCAAAUAAUAAACAUCCUCUAUAUAUGCAAGAAGUUUAUGUCAUGUAUUGAACAACCUGAUAACACUUGAUUAAAGGGCCGAUUCAUUAAACAUUCAUAUCCAAGAUGAAAAGGAUGAAUAAGAAGACACAUGUAAUUGAGCUGAACAAAUUCAAGCUGUCUUUUUUUUAUUUUCUUAUAGUGUAAAUAGAAAUAUCGCCAAGAAAUAGUUUGACGUAAUACUUCCAUAAUAAUAGGACGGCAAUCUAAUAAUUUGAGGAUCCAUCUGUCUUUUAUGUUUCUUAUAUCGGCCAGGGAUUUUGAAUCCUUAAAAGAUGAAGUUGUAUCAAGCCAUAGAUAUUCUUUGGCAAAAUCUGUGAUACCUGAGUGUGCAUUGUUUAGUUUUAAAAGUGGGGAGCGAACAUGUCUAUAAAGAACUUUGUUAUAAAGUCUCGAGCCUAUUUGACUGUUGUAAGGAACUUAAGGGAAGGCAUUGUAAAACAAAAUUCAUGGAAAACUGUGGUUAACAUUGAAAACACCGACAAAAAUUUCACCAAAAAAUUGUUAUAGCAUCUAUUCAUCAAAGAAUUUGCUGCUUAGAACGUAAUGAAGAGAUUUCGUCUUGGGCCAACCCAGAAGAGCCCUCUUAAGACAUAUGCACCUAGAUAGCUGAUAAGGUUUGGUUUCUAUGAUCUUCCUCGCUAUUAUUCACUUUGUAAAAAUUUCGAUGUACUCAUGCAAGGAGAUGAGCUGGUGCAGCUACUAAGACCCUUGCUUCCAUAACAAAACUCACGGCAAUCGAAGUGAAACUUGGAAGGUCGUGUACUGUUCGUUGCGCAUCGGCUAGCAAGUUGAAAUGUCUUAUAUCGGGAGCAUAACAAACUCGUCCCACUACCAGGGCCAUCUCGGUUACCCAUUUUAUUUUAAAAAACGCCCAUCUUGGGAACUUGCGCCAAUACAUCGACAGACUAAUGAUAGUGUAUGUAUAUAUAUUAUAAAUACGAUUUGUGGUGAUGUCAGUCAUGAUCUGAGAACUUCAGCUUCGAGUUCCUCGAAGUGCUUUUGGAUUUGAGAUAGAAUUCUUUUUGCUGUUUCUAAGUCUUCCUGGAUGGCUUCGCUUCUUCUUAGCUUCCAUUCCUUCAAUGGCUCUACUGGGAGACAAGAGAAGUGAUAGGGCCCAGAAUCAUGUCUGUCAUCGAGAAAACAAAGUUCACGAUAGAGUAUUUUAUCGCAACGACAAUCUAGACGAAUUAAAGUUUGCUUUGCUCUCUUUUAUUUGCUGUGGUGUGCACUGGAAGAGUCAGCAGCCAACAGGAUACGGCUUUCAAGAAUUUUUGCAGAAGUAUUCAAAAGAAAAAUGACGACUUUACCCAGGUGACAAGUAUUGAUAGAAAAAAAGAGUGUGUUAACUGCUGUAGAGCGAUAUAUGGUUGAGUCGAUUCGAUUAGCUCAUUUAGCUGGUUCCUGUAGCUUGACGCAACACUCAAAUUUUAAAAUAGUUUCACAGUGACCAUUAUAUGAAUCAGUGUGAAUAUGAAAGCAAUCUUCGCAGUUUUGAACACCACUCCGGUGGUACUGAAAAUGAGGCCUAAAAAAAAUUCAUACCUGUACGGAUCUGAAAGCAACUCUAGCUUCUUCCAGUAAUGGUUUUAAGAUAUCUAUCCGUUUGGCCUAAAAAUUUAGUGUGCUGAAUGAUAUCGAAUUUCAGUAUAGUCUUUACUGAGUAAAUUGACGGGAAGGGAAGGGAAUGAGGUAGCAUACAUGCAUUUUGUAGCUUUCUAAGUCAUGGCUUGCAUUGUUAACAAGAAGAUGUAGAUAUCGAAGCCUAAAGGAUUAAUAGAUAUAGACUUAUAAACGCUGUUUCAAAUAAAGCUUCCAUGAAAAAGAAAAAAACCUUCAUGUCUAGCUGAAAGUGUGAAAAGAAUGAGAAAUAGGGUUUUUGCCAUUUUUACCUAUGUUUUUGCCUAUAAAAUUGCUUUUGAAUAAUUGCUUUUACUUAAUUUAUUAGCACUGCUUAUCAAGAAGAAGUAGUUUCUAUUGACUAUAGAAAUGAAAGUGUAGGUCAGUUUUAUUUUCCAAUAUACAAACAGUUGUCAUUACUCUAGUCAACAAAGAGUGGCUUAUCUUAAGGUGACAACAUCCUCGCCAUUGAUCAUUUUGAUGUUGUUGAAGGAAUAUCUGAUGUCACUAUGGAGUGGUGAUGAACCACAGGCUUAGCGUUAAAAUCAGCUAUUUCUUUAAGUUGCUUUGUUCAUUUCAAGAUGUUACUAGGAUUGUAGGAGAGAAUGAGAGAGAUUCUGUAAAAAAUUAGAAUAGGAACAAAUAUAACAAAACUGAUUAAUAUAAACUGUAUUUAAAAGUCAAAUUAUUGAUGCCCAUUAAAUUCAUCCGAUCUUUUCGUCUCAUCAAUUAGAGGCUUCACGCAGCUUGAAAAAGAAAUGAAUGACACAUAUCUAAGCAGAUCGAGCUUGUAUCACAUUGUAAUAUCUCUCAUAAAGAAAAAGUCACACUGAAAAUUUCAAACUAAUGGUAAAAAAGAUAAACAUUUCUUAGUUCGCGUUUUGUCCUUUCUUGAUCGUAAAUACAUAUAUUUAAUUUACGGUAAAUACACUGAAAUACCUUUACAUCAUGUAACCUCUAGAUAUAGAGAAUUAGAGAAGGAAUAAAUUUAACAAAAACGAUAGAUUUAGCUGAUGUUUUUACCAGACUUGAAUGUCAAAUUGCAAAAUGAUCCAUCCCUCAGCUGGUAAAAACAGGAUCCUUUAAAAUGAAUGUACCAUCCAUUUAUUGCGGUCAUAAGAAACAUGACUGCCAUAUGACUUAAAAGAUUAAUUGCAUGAUUAUCCGAUGAGGCUAACACCAAACUAAUCAACAGAAUUCCAAAUUAAACUAACUGUUUACAAAAAAUUCAAAGUCAAAUUGCAUGAACGUAAUCUUUUGAUCUCUUCUGUGACUAGUAGCGGUCUGUUGCACAAACCCUCCAACAAUGUAAAAGGGUGUUUACUUGGAAAAGGCUCUCUGUCUUAUCAAUCAAAUAGAAAUGAAGGCAAAGUUAAAACUAACUAUUGCCUUGAUAGAGAGCGUUUACAUGUUUAACGUGUAUUUAUACUAAUUUUGAUAUACACUUCGCUAAUACUAAUUUUGAUAUAUAUUGCGCCCAGUGUUGUUUUUAAGAUAUUUGUCCAUUUAGACUACCACUUAUAGUGCACUGAAUGGAUAUUGACUAAUGACAUAGCCUUACUAAAGCGCGCGCUCUGAUUGGCUGAGACCCUUGAACAAAGGAACCGAUUAAAUUGCAAAAUAUUUUAUCCCUCAGCUGGCAGAAACAGGAUCUUUUAAAAUGAAUGCUCCGUAGCUAUUUAUUUUGGACAUAAGGAAUAUGACUGCCCGUAUCACCUGAAAGAGAAUUUUCGUCAUCAUCGCAGCAGGCCAGAUCAUUUGUAUGGUCGUAUGUAAUUGUGCUUAGUCCAUAAGCCCAUAACGUCACCUACCUGCGCCAUACAAAUCGACCUACUCACGACAUAUUUACACAACAAAGGAACCGAUCAACACGUCUCACAGCUAAUAACACAAGAGGAAUCUGACCAAUCAGUUUACACAGAAUUAGUUUUGUAGAAGUCGACUUACGAAGACUCUUCACUUUCCGUUUGUGCAGUUCUUGAAACAUCAGUGAGCCACUAUUACCAACCCGAACGAUCACAGUACACCAUCAAAACCAGUCAAACAGGAACAGUUUACAGUAGCAAACAUUUGCCUUUCUGAGAACAAACUCUCUGUUGCCGGCUUUGAGAAAAAUGCUGAACACCACUGAUGAACAUACAAACUCCUCAUUUGAAGUCAGGUAUCCGGCGUCACUUGUGGGGAUGUCUGCAGCAUUUGCAGCCUUGAACACUUUUUCCUCCAUCACCGCGACACUUGGCAAUGUUCUCAUCCUAAUUGCUCUUAACAAAGUGACUUCGACUUGUCCUCCAACGAAACUUUUGUUUCGAUGUUUGGCGGUCACCGAUCUUUGUGUUGGACUAGUAACACAACCGCUGUUUACAGUGAUGCUUCUUGCCAGCAGCAACGUUUAUGAAUAUGUUGAAGACAUACAGGUGAUCUCAUCUAUAGUUCUUUGUGGUGUCUCCCUCUUGACAUCAACUGCGAUAAGUGUGGACAGACUUCUUGCAUUGUCGUUGGGUCUGAGGUAUAGAUACGUUGUUACAUUAAGGCGGGUGCGAGCGCUUAUUAUCUCCUUUUGGUUUCUAAUUGGUGCUUCGGUUGGGUGUCUCUUCAUUUUAGAAAUUUACUUUUUUGUAUAUGCUGUUGUGAUGCUUAUUUCUCUUCUUAUCUCGGCCAUCUCUUACGCUAAGAUCUAUUUCCGUCUCCGUCAUCUACUGCUUCAUGUACACGGCCAUGUUCACCAACGACAACAUCUUCCUCCCAAUGGCGUUGUACCGUCUGCAUUGAAUUUAGCGCGAUACAAGAAAACGGUUUCCAUCAUAGCAUGGGUACAGCUUGGAUUAUUUGCUUGUUACUCUCCUAUUUGUAUUGCUUUAAUUUCAUUACAUUUUGAAAGGUUUUUGAGCGAGAAUAUAAUUUACUUUUUCCUUUGUUUACUAUUCUUAAACUCAUCUCUGAACCCUAUUCUUUACUGUUGGAAAAUCAGGGAGGUAAAACAGGCAGUAAAGGACACAGUUCGACAGUUAAACUGUUGUUGUGAGCUAAAUUGA
Pocillopora meandrina is the source of this 13712-nucleotide messenger RNA. The record is from the annotation of a GenBank genome assembly. NCBI's taxonomy places the organism in Eukaryota, Metazoa, Cnidaria, Anthozoa, Scleractinia, Pocilloporidae.